AGGGGACUUGUGUAAAUUGUUCGCGUUUUCUUCGUUAAUCAGAAUAUUCUGUUUUUUUUUUCAUUCGUUCUUUGCAUUGCCGUUCUCGCGAGGUUUUCGGUCGCUCUCCGAGAGAACGCGCCGCGCCGCGCCGAGUGUGUUGUUUGUUUUGAUUGCGGUGAAUGCUUGUGCUGCAACCGCGAUAAACUCGCAUCGAAAUUCGUGGCCAUAGUUCGGCCAAUCUUUGCUAAGCCAAAUCAAAAUCGGGGGCAUGUCCCGUGGACUGGUAGAACAACCGCAACGACCGUAAUUAAAUUCGUCCCGCCGGACAAAAGCAUUGCGAACAAAAUGGAAAAGAGCCGAAGUGAUAAAAACGAUGUGAAGAAACAGGAUAACGACGCAGAAGAUGUUCCUCGUGUGCGGAAUUUAGUGCUCCGUUCGGUGUGUUCCGUCUACCUGAUGGCAUUUAUUAGCUUUUAUUGCCAGGCAGAAGGGCUCUACGGAGACGCCGGCAUCCUGCCGGCGAAUCGGAUUCUGGAGAACGGCACGCUGAAGGAGCGAUUGAGCCUUCUGCAGCUGGCCCCGUUCCUCGGGUUGGGCGCGAGCCACGAGACGAUCGAUUUGCUGUGUCUGCUGGGGGCCACGAUUGCAUUCGUGGGCCUGGUGUCCCGAGCCCACUGCCGGUUGGUCAGCUUCAUUGCGAUGUGGGCACUGUAUUUCUCGCUCGUGCAAAUUUCGCAAUCCUUCCGCCAGCAAGCCGAUCACCUGCUGCUCGAGGCCGGCUUCCUGUGCAUCCUGCUGGCCCCCGCUCGGCUAACGGACGGUCGCAAUCCGAUCGAAGACAUUGCGCUCCUGCUGCUGAAGUGGCUCGUGUUUCGGUUCAUGUUCGCCUCGGGAUCGGUCAAGCUGGCUAGCGGCUGUCCGCUGUGGUGGUCACUGGACGGCUUGAAGCGCCACUACGAAACGAUGCCCCUGCCCACCUCGUACAGCUGGUACACGUACCAGCUGCCGGACGCAUUCCAUCGGCUCAGCACGAUCUACGUGUAUCUGAGCGAGCUCGUCGUUCCGUGGCUAUUUUUCGCGCCCAAUCGAACCGUCCGCCGGUUUGCCUUCGUUUGGCACGCCUUUCUCCAUCUGAACAUCAUCGGGUGUGGCAAUUACGGAUUCCUGUCCCCGCUCGUGCUAACCCUCCUGGUGACCCUGCUCGAUGACGACGACAAACUGCUGCUCCGGUUGACGGGGGAACGGCAGCCGCCGAAAGUGCGGGGUCGUGGGUCCGGCCAGGGUCCGCGCCAGCAAACCGAGGCGAGUGACGCAUCGGAACGAACCGGUAGCCGCAUCGUUAGGGCAAUUGGCGCCCUGAUGGUGGUCGGCUCGUGGAUUUGCUUCGGUGUCGGAUUUUCGUCCGACGGUCAGCUUACGUUCAAGGCGGCCUUCUCGAGGGACCAGUACUUGAACAUUAUGCAAACGAUGGUGCACGCCGCUCCGUUGCUGGUGUUUGCCCUGCUCGUGCGGAAGUUCCUGAGGCUGCUCUCCUUCCAGGACACCGUUGGAAGUUUGGCCGAAGGCGUGCGUCAGUUUACGAAAAAUGUCGGCCUGUUUAUCGCCACCAUCGUCGCGUUCACGGUGUUCUUCAUGUCGAUCGUGCCACACUCGCGGCUGCUACCGAGUACGGCCAUCUCUUCGCGAGCGAUGACACGGGCGUAUGGUGGGCUGCACAGUCUGUACGUCGUGAACCAGUACGGCCAGCACCUGUCCAAGAUGCGCCCGGUGCGCCGUGAGGUCGUGCUGGAGUACGCGAACGACGUGAACGGAACCUGGCAAGAGUACGGCUUCCGUUACAAACCGUGGACCCAGGAACGGGCUGCUUCACUACCGUACGCCGGGCUGUACUUUCCGCGGUUCGAUUUUAAGUUCUACGAUGCGGCCGGCUCGAAGACCGAUGCCCAGCGGUGGUUCUACCCGAUGGUGCAGCGUCUCCUGCAGCAUCAACGCCCGGUACUGGAGCUGUUCGACGGGGCACACGUUCCGGCGAGGGCUCCCCGAUUCAUCCGAGCAUCACUGUAUCGCUUCUCGUACACCACGUUCCCGGCGGCCGGUGGCUUUUGGACCCGCGAGCGCCUGGCGGAUUACUUCGGCGUGUUCUCACUGGGCGAUGCCCAUCUGCGCGACAAGUUGAAACAAAUGGGCUUUCGAGCGACGGCGGACGACGGUGCGUCGUCCUGGAACUGGUUGCUGCGCUGGCUGCUGGACGCCAUCCGGCGCUUCGUGGCCACUAUCGAGGGCAGCUAUCUCGUGACGGGACUGGUCGUGGCAGCUGCCGCGCUUAUCUACACCCAGACCCAACAAGAGCGCGUCGCUUCGCGGACUCGGCAACACGCCGCAUCCUAGAGAGAGACAGAGCUGAGGGCCACAUGCCAAACACGGUGUCAAUUGUAGUCAAUUGUAGCGCAAAAACGCAAACUAAGAAUCCUAUCGCACAGCAACGGCACCCAACCCUGGCACGCCAUGGAUAAUAAAGUACACAAAAU
This is a messenger RNA of Anopheles bellator, 2510 nucleotides long. RefSeq names its product lipase maturation factor 2-like. Gene Ontology annotation, biological process: protein maturation. The transcript is spliced from 3 exons. The coding region runs from base 328 to 2370 and encodes 680 amino acids. The record is from RefSeq and is a predicted model, not a curated record. NCBI's taxonomy places the organism in Eukaryota, Metazoa, Arthropoda, Insecta, Diptera, Culicidae. Gene Ontology annotation, cellular component: endoplasmic reticulum membrane.